AUGGCUGCUGCUGUGAGCUUUUCCCAUCAAAUACACACCUGCCUCAUGCUCCUCUGCUACUCGAUAUGGUCUCUGCACCUGCCUUGCCCUACCUCCUCGGUUUAUUUCAACGCCAACUUUUCAGACCCCGAAGGCUAUGACCCCGGCUUGAGUUUCCAGGGUGAUGCCUACCUGGACGCUCAGUCUCGGACCCUCCAGCUAACAACAGCCGUUGAGAGCCCCAACAUCCAGAAUAGCGUAGGCCGAGUGUUCUACUCGACGCCCGUACCGUUGUGGGAUAACGCCACUGGCGAGCUUGCCCGAUUCUCCACCUCCUUCACCUUCCGAAUCAAGGUAAACGGUACGAUCAGCGGCGAUGGCUUUGCUUUCUUCCUCGGGAACUAUCCUCCGAGCAGUCCAGAUCCCCUUGAAGACAGACAGAACCUAGGUCUCUACAACGGAAACGCCAGCACGGUCGCGACCGGCAAUGACCGAGCUGUGGCAGUCAAGUUCGACACCUUCUUGAACGUUGGCGUCGACACCAGCAGCAGCCACAUGGGCAUCGACGUCAACUCCAUCAUUUCUCAGGUGUACACCAACGUUACCCUGGCUGGCAACAACCUAACAUCUGACCUUCCUAUGACUUGCCACAUAAUUUACGGCAACGAAUCAAAAACCCUAGCGGCCGUUCUCGAGGUCGGAGACACAACAUAUCAUGUCAACACCAGUGUUGACCUGAGGCUCAUGCCUAAUGUGGUGGCCAUCGGCUUCUCGGGUGCUACCGGUGAGGCGGAUGAGUUACACCAAAUAAUUUCAUGGUCAUUUGACUCCACCUUGGACCUGCCCAGUGCCCCGGCGCCUGCAUGGAGGAGCACUAAGAGUCCACCACCUGCACCGAAGACCCUACCCAAAGGACGGCUAGCAAAGGUAACUGGACCAAUCAUUGGAGUUAUUGCAAUUGUGUGCAUCUUUGUUGGCGUGCGUCGAUGGCAACUAUGCACGAGAAAGAAGCAUCACAGAGCUCUCGCCGGGGGGCUUGGAGAUAUUGGUUAUCUUAAGUUGGCGCGUGCGACCAACGAAUUCGCAGAGGAAAACAAGCUCGGGCAAGGUGGUUCUGCCUCUGUUUAUCGGGGCCAACUAGCAAGUCCAAGUAGACCAGUGGCGAUAAAGAGAUUCAAGCUGGCAGAAUCAGGCGAGGAGAGGAAGGCAUUUGAGGACGAACUCAGGAUUGCCAGUCGGCUCAGGCACCGGAACCUUGUCGAAUUGAUAGGUUGGUGCUACGGUGGAAUGAGGAACCUGGUUGAGCUUAUAUGCUGGUGGCAGGACGACAGGUACACCCGUCUCUUCCUGCUUGUGUAUGAGCUUUUGCCACAAGGUAGCCUGGAUCAACACCUACACGGGGGCAAUAGUUGGAUGCCAUGGUCCAAGAGGUACGAGAUCAUCCUCGACCUAGGCUCUACACUGCAAUACCUCCACGUAGAUUGUGAGCAAGGCCAACAAUGUAUCGUACACGGCGAUAUCAAGUCUAGCAACGUGCUGCUUGGGUCUUCAUACGGUGCCAAGUUGAGUGACUUCGGAUUGGCAAGGUUUGUUCACCAUGAAACUGGGUCACAGACCACAGAUGUUCUGCAAGGCACUUAUGGAUAUAUAGACCCUGUGUUCCUCGACACGAGCCAACGGAAUAGACAGUCAGACAUAUACAGUUUCGGCAUUGUCCUACUAGAGAUGGUCUCCGGAAGGGAUCCAACAAUGUGUCUCCAUGAUAGGCCUCCCUUGUCAUCAUGGAUUAGGAGUUUGUACCAUUGGAAUGACAUCCUGGACGCCGCAGAUGAGAGGCUGAUAAGAGGCGAGUCCAAUGUCGCGCGUCAACAGAUGGAGCACAUGUUACUCAUCGGGCUCUUGUGCGUGCACCAAGACCCGAGCAUACGACCGUCCAUCACCCACACCAUGGAAGCCCUGUGA
Messenger RNA from Triticum aestivum (bread wheat), 1941 nucleotides. Its product is annotated as L-type lectin-domain containing receptor kinase IX.1-like. Gene Ontology annotation, biological process: protein phosphorylation. The coding region runs from base 1 to 1941 and encodes 646 amino acids. Gene Ontology annotation, molecular function: carbohydrate binding; protein kinase activity; ATP binding. The record is from RefSeq and is a predicted model, not a curated record. The transcript has 3 exons. NCBI's taxonomy places the organism in Eukaryota, Viridiplantae, Streptophyta, Magnoliopsida, Poales, Poaceae.